CACGAGCAGUUGUUGGGUCUCUCUAGCAGUCGCACACACGUCAUCCUGAAAGCAGGCAAGCAAGACGGUCUAAGACGAUUUUUUUUGUCGUUUUUGUCGAGGGAGAUUCCCCCCCCCCCUUUUCUCUUUUUUAGGCGUGGAGUUCAAAAAGAUAGGGAGCGCUUCAGCACCGCAACGCUCGUUGGAGGAAAGUUGAAAGCUCUGCGUUGCCUGUAGAAAGGUGAGUCGGGAAUUGCAUCUCCCCGACUUGCAAGUUGGAAAUGGACAACCUUCCUCGCAUUUCUUCCUAACUCGAUCAUUAAUGCCCUCUCUCGUGUGGCGUUGUGAAAUUUAUUGAGUGGUUUGUCUGACAAAUGAUGUGCGGUGGAACCAGUUUAUCCAGCUCCGCUGGGAGUUUCAAGGUGGUUUGACUUCAGGUGAAGCCCGACGGACGAGUGCUGCUUUCUGAAAGAAGAUUAACGGAGACAUCAUGGCUGGAGUGAGUAGUGCGCACAUCAAAACCCUGGAGGACCUGACUUUGGACUCGGGCUAUGGAGCCGGGGACUCAUGCAAAUCCCUCAGCCUGUCCUCCUCCAAAUCGAACUCCCAGGCCUUCAUGACGACCCCUCAUAGGGGCAACUGGUGGUACUAUUCGGGCUCCAUGAAUAGCAGAAACAACAGCUGGGACACGGUCAACACAGUCCUUCCUGAGGACCCGGAGGACAUAUUCUCCAAAUGUCCCCGCUUGCCUGAUCUGGAGGAGUUCCCUUGGACAGAAGACGAGGUGUCUCAGAUACUGCGCAAAGUGUCUGAGAGUGGCACUACGAAGGGUGGCCACGCACCUGUGUUCACCUCCGAGGCUGUACGGCGGUUGUCCGUCCUGCUCCGAAAGGCUCUCAUCCGCAUCUCGAGGGAGGCCCAGCGGCUGAGCGUCAUGCACUGCCGCUGCACACGCUUCGAGGUGCAGAGCGCCAUGAGACUGGUGCUCAGUUGGGCUCUGGCCGACUACUGCGUCUCGGCCACAGUCAAAGCCAUCUCCAUGUACAGCAUGAGCGCCGGCGAGAUGCUGAGAAAGGGCAAGUCGGCCCGCUGCGGCCUGUCCUUCUCCGUGGGUCGCUUCUUCCGCUGGAUGGUGGACACUCGCAUAUCUGUUCGUAUCCACGAGUAUGCCGCGAUAUGCCUGACCGCCUGCAUGGAAGCUCUGGUGGAAGAGAUUGCUGCCCGGGUGCUCAUGUCCGAACGGGGUCACCUUGGGCCAGAUUCGGGGUCACCGUGUGCCGCGGUGAGUGCCGAGACCUUGGAGGGGGUGGUGAACAAUGAAGCGGAGCUGUGGGGAGUUCUCCAGCACUAUGAGCACCUGAUCUGUGGGAAGAAUGCAAGCGGUGUUUUGUCACUGCCGGCCCAUUUCAGUCCCUACACAGAGAAUCAUCAAACCUCUGUUGACAGCAGGGAAGAUGCCUAUGCCCAACUGGAGCUCAGAACGCUGGAACAGUCACUGCUUGCUACCUGUGUGGGCAGCAUCUCGGAACUCAGUGACUUGGUAUCUCGUGCAAUGCACCACAUGCAGCGUCUGAGCUCAGUGCGUCCGGGGCUCAGUCCAGCUCGCCAUUCACGCCCACAGCAGUGUGUGUCCUGGUCGCCUGACGCCCUCCACACCAUCUACUACUUCCUGCGCUGCCCGCAAAUGGAGUCCAUGGAGAAUCCUAAUUUAGAUCCCCCGCGUAUGGCACUAAGCAAAGAGAGGCCCUUCCUAUUGCUGCCGCCUCUGAUGGAGUGGAUCAGAGUGGCCAUAGUUCAUGCUGAACAUCGUAGAAGUCUGCUGGUGGACUCUGAUGAUGUCAGACAGACUGCCAGGUUGCUUCUUCCUGGACUGGACUGUGAACCCAGACAACUUAAGCCCGAGUGCUGCUUCAGCUCCUUCAAGCGUUUGGAUUCAAAGGCAGCCACAGACAAGUUCCACCUCGACCUGGGCUUCCGGAUGCUCAACUGCGGUCGCACGGAUCUUAUCGGUCAAGCCAUUGAGCUGCUGGGGCCUGAUGGAGUCAACAGCAUGGAUGACCAGGGAAUGACCCCUCUGAUGUAUGCCUGUGCCGCCGGAGAUGAGGCCCUUGUUCAGAUGCUGAUUGAUGCUGGCGCCAACCUUGAUGUGGCGGUUCCGCCGUGCUCCCCAAAGCACCCAUCUGUGCAUCCUGACAGCCGUCAUUGGGCAGCGCUCACCUUUGCCGUGCUGCACGGGCACAUCUCGGUCGUGCAGCUACUGCUGGAUGCUGGUGCAAGUGUGGAGGGAGCAGCAGUUCGUAAUGGACAGGAGAACACGGCGGACACACCACUGCAGCUGGCUUCAGCAGCAGGCAACUAUGAGAUGGUGACCUUGCUGCUGGCGCGAGGUGCUGACCCAUUGUCAAAGGCCCAUGAUGGAAACGCUCUGACGUCUUCCCUCCACGAAAACAUGAACUGCUUCAGUCACGCUGCAGCGCAUGGCCACAGGAACGUGCUGAGAAAGCUCUUGACUCAGCCUCAGAAGGUUCAAGAGGACGUCCUGUCUCUGGAGGAGAUACUGGCUGAGGGAGUGGAGGGGGAAGAAGCGGUAAUCUGCCCUUUCCUCCCUCUUUCCACCCUCCCCAACUCCUCCUCUGGCCCCGGGGCAGUACCGGAGGGAGGCUUAGCCAGACUUUGCAAGGCUCGGAUGAAGGCGUUGCAGGAGGCCAGCUACUACAGCGCCGAACAUGGAUACCUAGAUGUCACUAUGGAGCUGCGAGCACUGGGCGUUCAGUGGAAGCUUCAUGUGUGGCUCGAGUCCCUGCGGUGCGCCCAGCAGCAGUCCAGGGUGGGUGUCACGUUGUCCCUCCUCAGGGAGUUCACUUCCAUCAGAGAGGAAGAUUACUGUGAGGAGCUGCUCACUGUGGGCCUGCCCCUCAUGUUCAACAUCCUGCGCAUGACCAAGAGUGAUGCCAUCAUCCAGCAGUUGUCACAUAUUUUUAGCCACUGUUUUGGCCCAGCUCCUCUUCCAGCUAUCCCCGAGAUGAAGGCAACUCUUUCUGCACAGUUGGAUCCUCACUUCCUGAAUAACCGGGAGAUGUCAGAUGUAACUUUCUUGGUGGAAGGCAAACCCUUCUACGGCCACAGAGUCCUGCUCAUCACAGCCUCUGACAAAUUCAAAUCUCUGCUGGCGUCCUCUGGUUCCGAUGCCAACAAGAAGAUUGAGAUCAGUGAUGUCAGAUAUAAUGUUUUCCAGAUGAUGAUGUCAUACCUGUACUGUGGAGGAACAGAGUCACUUAAAACAAAGAUGCCUGAUUUGUUGGAGCUGUUGUCAACCGCUUGUGCAUUCCAGCUGGGGGCGCUGCAAAGACAUUGCGAGCGCAUCUGUUCUCAGCACAUCAACCUGGAUAACGCAGUUAAUAUCUACAAGACUGCCAAGGCUCACGGCUCAGUGGAGCUGAGCUUGUUCUGCGAAGGCUACUUCCUGCAGCAGAUGCCUGCGCUGAUGGAGCGAGAGACUUUCAGAUGUCUUCUUCUGGGAUGCCGGCAAGGCAGCGAAUCACCCCUGGAGGAGCUCGAGGGCACUCUGGCCCGUCGGUUACGCUCGCUACAUGUCACGUCCAGGGUGUGAUGGCACCAGGACAACAUGCAACAUAGACAUUGUUUACCCUUGGCAACACACGUGUGACACAGAAUAUCUGCAGUGACUGAUUAAGUAUGCUAAGCACACCACCUGGGUGUAUUUGUGGUGUACAGAAUGUUUGUAAAAGGGCUCAGGAAGCUUCUGGUCAAAAAGAAACUGACGGGAGAAACGCAAGUGGAAUUGUUAGCCACUGCUGCCCUCUAGUGUGGAAAACAGUGAAAAAAAACAACUGCCUUGGAGCCAGUGGCUCUCCCACUGAAGCACUCGAGGCCAUGCUGGAUUUGUGGCCUUGCUCAUUUUAACUACCCAAUCAUGCUAAAUGUAUUAAGGUUAGUAACAUGCGCUUUUGUUUUCAGUCCCCAUACUAAAUCACCACAUAAGCCACACUUUCUGGUUUCUAUUUAAUGAUAAAAAACUUUGAGAGUAUUUAACAGGGUCUUUCCUUUUAUUCCUUUUUUUUUAAUGAAAAUUAUGCUUGUAUAUUGUUUUUACUGUUUGAGGUACACUCUUAACAGUCACUUGAGCUAAUGCUGAGGCUGAAUACUUUGUAGCAACAGAAUCAUAAUACGAGAUUUGAAAAAUGUUGUUUGACUAUAUUAAUAAAUAUACAUUGGUCUACACU
Molecule: messenger RNA, 4223 nt
Organism: Syngnathus acus (greater pipefish)
Lineage: Eukaryota; Metazoa; Chordata; Actinopteri; Syngnathiformes; Syngnathidae
Gene: abtb2b
Product: ankyrin repeat and BTB (POZ) domain containing 2b
Exons: 17
Coding region: 470-3589 (1039 amino acids)
Molecular function (GO): protein heterodimerization activity
Source: RefSeq, a predicted model, not a curated record